CCAGGUGGGCCCCCAAAACUGCGCUGCGGCUGCUGCGGCCCCUCUGUAGAGCGCGGCUAGCUCGUUCCCCAUUCCUCUCCCUUGCUGCCUGCGGAUCGGGCUGCCCUAACCGUUCCCAGGUCAGGAGGGUUUGGGCGUUUUGCGAUCCUGGGUGCGGCGGCAGAUGAAGAAUCCGCGCUCCGAUCCCGCGCCCGGCGCUAGCAGCUCGCAAGGAUCCGAAGAAGCCAUUGCGGGUAUCAAGGGCGAGACGUUGCCGGGGUCGAGACAGCCAGCGCAUGGACAGGUCAAAAGAAGACCAAGAUCCAAAGCCCUCCUGCUUCCAUGGAUCUCGGUAUGAGUAUGACUACACGGGGUGGCAGUGAACAGGCUGAUAAUAUUGUCCGUGCCAUCAACAAUGAGCCGGAAGAAGGGCUGGGGCAGAUCGAAUUCUUUGACUGGGAUGAGGCUAUGCUCAAAAAGGAGAUCGAUUCUUUUCGCAAGAGGUACUAUGCCCUUCCUGAUAACGAUGAUUAUGAUGCUUGGGCUCCCAUCAGUGACCAGCAGCUUAAAGACAUGGAGUUACGGUUCGCCAUAUGUCGCAUCAAAGCUCACAAGAUGUUGAAGGGAGAGGACCUGAGCAUUGCAGAACUGAGAAAUAUGUACCCUCCGGCCAUGCUUGAAGAGGAAGGGUAUUUUCGCCGGGUCGAACGUCAUUUCGAAUGGUACUUUGAUCGUAAGUACUGCGAGUUUGCUCACUUGGAGGACUACCAGCGGUUAGCUCUUCGUAAUCCUUAUCAUUAUCUGGAUUGGGAGUUUUACCACAAAAAUUGUAACACACUUCAGGGUGACCGAGAAUAUGUCUAUUUCUGGGAAAAACUAUCAAGUAAAACUAAGCGGCUUAAGAAUUUCAGAAGCGCCAAAGUAAGUGAGCAAGAAAGAGUCGAGCUGGAGGUCUUUUACCAUGCUGUGAAGAUCGCAGGAGAGUGUACCCAUUGUUUUACACCUUUGCUUCACAAUGGCUACAAUGAAUAUUUGUGGAGUGUUAGGUAUGAUAAAACUCGGUAUGAAGACUCUGCUAGUCUCUAUUUUGAUAUUUGGAAACUGGUUGCUAAGCAAAAGAUGAGUUUCAAAGAUGCUUUGAAUCAAGUGAAAGAGAAAGGCAUGCGAUCGUCAUGCCAUUUUGAAUUGGAAGUUGAGCUUGACAGUGAUAGAGGGUUGUUGAUUGGUCCGGUGACACAGCAUUAUUAUACCUAUGUGGCUGAAAUUAAUGGAAAUGUACCAGAGGAUGAAGCAUAUGAAAAGGUCAUGGAGGCCGUCAAAAAGUUUAUUGGAAAAUCCAAGAGCUAUUAUGAUUAUGCCAAAAAGAAGUUGGAUAUUGCAGAAAAAAUCGGUUUGGUGCUCCCAGCCCAACGUGGCAGAACAGUUCAGAGGUCACUGCAUAAAUCGAGUUGGUUGGGAGGCAAUACCAAGAAACGGGCGGGCCAUUGAUGUUAUUACUCCAACAGAUGUGUCUAUCUAUAUGUGCUAAAAUGAAUGUAGUGUUUACUUGGUAGCCAGAAGGUAGUAUUUUACUUUGAGUAGCAUGAUAUUAAGGUUGGAUAUCGAGACGGCUCGGCUCGGCUUCGCUCGAGCUGGCUCGCUAUUAUAACGAGCUGGCUUGGCUCGAUUCGUUGUCA
Panicum virgatum (switchgrass) is the source of this 1655-nucleotide messenger RNA. RefSeq lists its product as uncharacterized. NCBI's taxonomy places the organism in Eukaryota, Viridiplantae, Streptophyta, Magnoliopsida, Poales, Poaceae. The coding region runs from base 322 to 1467 and encodes 381 amino acids. The transcript is spliced from 11 exons. The record is from RefSeq and is a predicted model, not a curated record.